Molecule: messenger RNA, 10917 nt
Organism: Uranotaenia lowii
Lineage: Eukaryota; Metazoa; Arthropoda; Insecta; Diptera; Culicidae
Exons: 3
Coding region: 2314-10347 (2677 amino acids)
Source: RefSeq, a predicted model, not a curated record
CUAGAGUGCGGACGUGAUUUUGCCGUCGCUCCACAUCGCGGGCGUUCGCUAAAUCCUGUGGCGACCGUCGACUACUACUCAGUGCCUACUUAGUGUGUUGUCGACGUCAUCAACUUUUUGCCUGAUUUGCCUAAUCAAGGCGUGCUGUGUUGUGUUGAGCUUAGUGUUGAAUUGUGUUCUGCUAGGAGUUAUCCGAGAGCGAUUAUUUGGGUUCGAUUGUUCCGGUCAUUAGUUGCGUGUCGGAGCACUGUGCUGUGGCGAAACUCGGCGGGCGUAGUGUGAUAGUUGUUUUUUCGGAGGGUUUCGCGUGUGUGUAGUUCAAUUCGCGGGAAUAGCGGGAGGAACAACCAUCAUCCAUCCCCAGAGAGUGUGCUGUUUUAUGACCUGUGUUUGUUAUCUCAGUACAACUUCGGUGUAACGCUUUCGCGACGUGUUAACAAUAAAAGUGUAUUUUGGUCGUUUUUGUUUGAAGUCGUGCUGUUAUUUCUUUUUUUUCGCUGUCCACGAUCCCAUCAAAGUGGUGAAAUGGUGUCUGUGUGUAUAUAAGCUGAGGCGCGCUUGUUUUGCGCGAUCGUUUCGUAACAAAGCCGAAGCCUACUUUUCCAACCGUCGAAAGCCGACAAAAAGUGUAAUUGAUAAAACACGAAACAUUGGCUCCAGGGUUGUUGGUUUUUUUUUUAAUAUUUUUGGCUCGACUUGGUGGAGCUGAAAGAGUGGGUCGGAAGUUUUGGUGUUAACCGAAAAGUGACCAACGUGGAAUCUAUACGAUACGACGAUACAGGAAAGAGAGAGUGUUCUCUUUUCCGAUUCUGCUCGACAUCGGUUGUUUAGCACUUGUCGUCGGGCUCGCCUCCCUUCUAACAUUGUGGCAAACGGCACCACCCUCUCAACUUUCUACCACCCACAAGCUCACUCUGGGUUCGAGGAGGAGGCAUUCCCGCGCUCGUGGAGAGAGUGAACCAUAUUGUCCAUCCAGACUUGGAUUCUAUGUACAACACCCCUCGCUCGGCAGGAAUCUCGUGCUAGCAACAAGACGUCAUCAAACGUCAUGCCAGCCUUGUUCGCGUAGCAUCAAUUCACGGGCCGCACGUUGAGUCGUGUUCUACAAGUGGUUUUUUCACGCGUUUUAAUCGCAUCUAAGUUACCGAAGAACGUUAAUUGAUUCUCGAAAAAUCUGGUGCGGAAUAGUGUGUUUACCCGCGGGCUUCGAUUGGGUUCAUUAGACAUCCAAGUGACCACAGAUUUCAACGGUUUUCAACCCACCAUAUGGUAGCUUUGAAGCAGAACCAUUUUAUCAAUCAGUGUUAUUAACAAUCGGAAAUGGAAACUAACCGCAGCUGCAGUGAGGCCACAUGAUUUCAUCGCCGUGGUAUACAGAGAAGAAGAAAAAACAAACAAUAAUUAUUUUCAAAUAUUGAAUGUUCAGUUCCAAAAUCACUCGAAUCACAUACAGUUUAAUCGUGUUGGAGUGUUAUGUGAAAAUUUUCGGUAGCCCCUUCAAAACACGCGGCCCUAGUGAGGUUUCUUAAAAAAACACAGCUAAUGUUGCUAGUGCCCCGAUAAGUGCGAAGAAAAAAUCGAGUGGAGAAACAAGCAACAAAUAUCGGUACGGUACAAAAUCGAAAGAGCUUUUACUUUUUACCCCACAACACCCUCCCGGUACCGUCGCUUGCAGUGGGAGUGAGGCGUUCGUGUUUGUUGUUGUUUUGCGCCACUUCUAAUUUUGGUGCAGCGUAGUGGUGGGUUGUGUGUGCACUCAAUAAUCGGUCAAUAACAACAACCUAGCAGCGGCGUUGCGGUACAGAGUGUCAUUUCUUGGAAACGAAACAACAGCAACAACUUCAGACAGACAGACAGCGUCGGCAAAACAGAAUCGAGCGUCAACCGCAAACCACCACAUAACUCCAGCAGGCCGUGGAAAGUGAGAACUGAGCUGCUGCCCUACAUUCCCCAUCUACUGGCACCAAAACAUUCCACUGAAAAGGACCCACCUGGAUAAAGCCGCCCAAGAAGUGGGAAGAGGUUUUUAGUUGUUUGUCGGCUGUUUUUGUGCGCGAGGGUGCCCGGGUUCAGGUUGCCCCCCUCUACCGGAAGUUGUUGAGGAUGGCGACGGCGGCGGCGGCGAUUGGUAUAUGAUGGUUCUCGUAGCGUGUUACAUCGAAACCCAUAAGUCGUCAGCUGUGAUCGACUCUUCCGGACACUGAAGUGGAAAGGUUAACGACUGCAGCUAAUCGAUGAAUUCGGACGUGGAGAGCCGCGUAAACGUUCUGAUCUGACCGGAAGCAGGGAUCGAUUCUAGCGAGGGCCGUCGCAAUGGACCAUCAUGGGUUGUACGCGGACAUAUCGAAUAGCUUUCCGGGCAGUGUGGCGCCAGUGUUGCCAAACACCAAUGUGAAGUACCACCAGCAGCAACAUCUGCCGCAGAUACCGCCCCAGCCGCCCCCACCCUCAGCCCAUCAUCAUCUUGGUGGGUAUCAGCAGCUAUCCCAUCAACAGACGCAGCAACAACAACCGCAACACCAGUCACAACAGCCGCAACAACAACCACAGGUAGGAAGCUACACCCAGCAGCAGAAUGCGGAUUCCGAUCCACUAGGAGCGUCUGCUGGCCUGUAUCAUGACCCAACGACCGGACUUUUCGAUACCACCAACGCAAUUUGUACAAACGGUAGCGGCAGUACUAGUUACAGUAAUCAAAACACAAAUAAUCACAUUAACAAUAGCAAAUCAGUCGAGUUUACAUCGCGAAAAUUCGAAACCAAUACAGGAGACAGUAUAACGUAUAAUAUCAACAAUAUCAAUACAAACAUUGUCAACAACAUAACGGGGGGGACUUUGGGCGCAACAAGUGGCGGCACUGUUCAGGCACUAAACCAAGCUCAGAUACCGGCCAUUGCUACGGGUUCAUCAUCUACUUCCGAUCCGAUCGGAGGUAGCUCGGGAACAACUCAGUUCACGAUUCCGACCCCUAGCGGCAACGCACAGAUCUCGUACAAUAAGGAAGCUGACAGUAGCCCAACCAUCAUCAAUAUUAACAAUAGUAAUCAGAAUAUUAUGGCCCCUCCCUAUCCCUUCCCAUAUCCGCACCAAUCCCACCAGCCAAAGGUCCCAAGCAUAGGGGCGUUGAACGAGCUGAGCAGCAAGUUCGGCACCAACCCUGGAUGGUCAGCCGGAGGAUCAUCCACACAAAGCGCCUUCGGAGAGUACAGUCACGAAAAUAGUGUCAUCACAAACUUCGAAACAAAAAAUCCUAACAAAUAUCACAGCAGUCGCAGCAGUGCUUAUCGCUAUGCCCAGCAAGACUACACACAACCGAGCAGCCAGCAAACACAGCCUACUACCCAUCACUAUCAAGCAAACUAUGGACUCUACCAUCCAGAAGGUGCCAAAGCAACCCCGAUUCAACAAACAAACGGUCGCCAUGGCUACGAACAGUUUCCACAUAUCAUGCGAAAUAAAUACGUUUCACCGACCAUGGACGACACCAGUCAACGGUACAGCCGUAGCCAUCAUCUACAUCCGUCAACCAACCAUUCACAAAAUCAUCACGAUCUCAUGUACAACGAACGAUCUCGUUUUCACACCAGCUAUCCCAUUGGUGGUUCUACCGGAUACACUCAUCCAACGCAUCCAAGCUUCUACCCGGUUAGCCAAGGAGCUAGCAAGAACAUCCUUAACCCCAACAUCGAAUAUUUCAAUGGAAACUACAUGAAACAGAUUCCUACAGUGACUCCACACAGUACCAAUCCCUAUCUUCAUAACCGCUCCACUUAUCUCCCUCAACCGUCAACCAUCCCCAGCUCCCACUACCAAAACUAUCCCCUCAAUCACACCUUCGACGAAACCACCUAUCACCACCGAUCUCGCAUUCCCAUCGCUCCACACCCCUACAACGACCCUCAAGCCCAACAAAACUAUCAUGGGUACCAUCACAAUUCCUCCGCGUACUCCACAAACCAAAAACAUUCCUUCAGUGGCAAAUCGCUUAGCGACUUCUACAACCCUGCAAACCACUACAACAACCAUCCGGGAUCCUCGAUACACCACUAUGGUGCCAUCAAGUACACCUCCCAAACCAUCGUUCCUCCCAAAACACUACAAAAUCAUCACCCAUCCCUCGCAACUCAACAAAACCACCAGCAUCUCCAACAACCCAUGCAACCUCAACCUACCAACCUCACCCCCAGCAACAACUGCUUCUUUGACACUCCCAGUCCCAACAUCAACAUGGAGCACCCGCUUGUCGACCUCGAAGAACAAAUCAACAGCGUCAAGAUCCUCAAAACCAAUCGGGACCCAUCGGUACCGGCUCCUAUCGGCUCAUACAAUUCCAACCACCCCCUUAACUAUGAUUGCCAGCAAAAAUACCUGAUGAAUCGUUACCUAUACGACAAACCCGAAAACUACGGCCACACCACCAUGCAGGACUUCGGCCUCGGUGGUCGCACCGAAGAUGAGAACCUCAAAAACAAAAACCUCCGGGACUACUUAAGCAACUGGAACGACAUCGAAGAGGAGGAUUCUUCAAAUCUCGCCAACGCCACCGAAAAACCCCAGGAAAGCAACAAUAACAACCUUCCCUCUAACAACAACCAUCAAAACUACGAAUCCUGCCAGUUCAUGGAAAAAGCUCUGGCCGAGCAUUUGCCACCGAUGCACAGUGGAGUCAUCGUUGCCAACGUUUCCAACCAAGACCAAGCAGCAGCAGCUGCUACCCCCACCGGCAAUCUACCAGACAUCCUCGUCGACAUCGAAAAAACCAAGGAAGACAAACCGACUGCUGCUGGUGCUGGCGCCGAAGGUGGUCAGCAGGACGUCAGCGUCACCAUCGAAGUGGGCGAAAAACUCUACAUCCUGGAAACCUACGACGUUCCGCACUCGGAGCUGAACAAGUACAAACACCUGAGCGUUAUCAACGAGCUACCAAAGAACGUGGUCCCCAUUAAUGAUAGUGCAGAUUCGUUGAAGUUCCUCGAAGAAAUCGAAUCAAAUCGGGACAAAUACUACCAAACCGAUCUGGAAUCGGAGGUCGUAUACGACGAUAAAAAGAAGGAGGAGGAGAAGAAAGCCGAACGUACCGAAAAACCCGUCGAAGACGAACCGGAAUCGGUUGCUUCACCGAAGGAAGAACCUUCGAGCGAAGUACCGAUUCCCGAACAAUCGAAAGAAAUACCCAAUGAAACAGUUCAAGUUACCAACAAAGCCGCUGCUCCGGAGGAGGAAGAAGACAACGGUGAAAACUUUAAAGUUCCCCAAUACGUGCCUAAGUACCGGAAGCGACGUCCCUACUACGACAACGACUACCCUCGCUACCCGAAACGGGCUCGACGGUCCAGCAUCGAAGAUUUCCUGUACUGCACCGAUCGAAUAGCAGCUAAGCUGAAACCACCAAAACCACCGGUGCCGCAGAUUCACCAUCCCAAGCGACUGCUUACGUUAGUGGUUGCGGCAUUGAACUCCCGCGAGUAUCGCCGCUACGCCAAGGAAGACAUCGCUCGAAGGAAAGCGAUCGCGGCUGCCGCUGAAAAGGUUGUAGAAAAUGAGAGGUAUAGCAUUGAAAAGAGCGAAAAAAUUACAAGAGAGGCAAUUACUGAGGAGACUUCAUCUGUUGAGGAGAAGCAACAAGAGACGGCAGAGACGAUUGUGAUAGAAGACACUGAGGAAGACUCUGGAAGUGUCGAAAGGCAGGAGGAAAAACAGUCUCAAGAAUCUAUGGAGGGAGAUUUUCGGGAAACGGUCGAGCGUGAAAGCGAGUCCUUGGAGCUAAUGGACGUUGAAGAAUCGAUUCCAACAAGCAUCGUUCAAUCCAAACCGGAACAGGAUAUUGAAGAAUCAAUUCCCACCAACGUUGUUGAGCUGAAGUGGGCGAACAAGGACACCAUUAAGGAAGUUACGGAUGUUGAAGCUGUUGAACUGGUUGAAGACAACCGUGAAGUUGACUGGAAAAAGGUUGAAGAAAGCUCGACUGUUAUCAAAACAACAGAACGCAAAAACGAUUUUCCCGUCCAAGAUGAAAUUGAUCUUACAUCUGAAACGGAUGAUGAUGAAGUGUUCUUUCCCAAAGCUAGUGUGAAACCAAUUGAGGAAGAACAACAGUCGAAAAUCGAGGAGAAUAAGCCCGAAUCAGAUGAAUUAAGCUCAAUCGUUGAAGACGAAAUACCCUCUGAAACGCAGACACAAAUUGAGGAUGUAACUGAAACUGAGGUGAGGGAAAUUUCAGUAGAUGAGAAGACAGAGAAACUUUGUGAAACUCCAGUAGAACACGGAAACCAAGAAUUCAUUGAAAAUGAGGUCGAGUCAAAUCAACAACAACCCGAAGACAAUUUCGCAGAAACUCCAAAGAAAAUCGACGAAUCAAUUUUGGUUAAAGACGAAGAUUUGGUUAAAGUGUCCACUGUUUCCGAAUGCAAUUCUGAGGAAACUCCAAACCAAGUGAAUGUAGAAUCAAUUGACCUCAAGGAGGACGACAUGGUUCAGAAAUCCACUGUUCCAGAAGAUCAAGUUGAGGAAAUCCCAGAACAAACAAAAAACGAAUCAACUGAACUCCUCAAGGAGUUUAAUAUGGAUACAGAAUCCAAUAUUCUUAAAGAUCGAAAUGCGGAAGUCCUAAGGCAAAUGAAUGAUGAAUCAAUUGAGCUCAAUGAGGAAGAUAUGAUUCAGAAAUCCGCUGUUUGUGAAGCUCAGUCUGAGAAAAUUCCAAAGCAAAUGAAUGCUGAAUCAAUUGAACUUAACGAGAUCGAAGACGAGGCUCAAGAUUCAACUGAAGAUGCUGACGAAGUUCAGCUAUCAGUAAGUCAGGAAGAUCGUGACUUUCUUGAAAAUGACGAAGAAUCAUCAAACGUCAGUUAUCCGAAGCGCUUUGAAACUGAGGACUCCCAAGAAUCGUUUCAUCCAACAGUGGAGACAGCCGAAGAAAAAGUAGACCAAAGACCUGCUUUACCAAUGCUUGAAGAAGCGAGUGAAAUCUUUGAAGAGUCCAGAAUAACGGAAUCAGUUAUUAUGAAAAUUGUCGAAAAAGAAAUCAGCCAGGAGAAAGCUUCAAUUUUGGUUCCAAAAACUAGUGGUGACGAGGAAGAAAUCGAAUCAAUGGAAUCAGUCAUUCAAAACCCCGUUGAAAAUACCAUCAAAAAGGGGGAAACUUCAACUCUGUUUCAAGCACCUUCAGAAAGUAGUGAAGACGAAGAAGAAGCCAAUAUAGUUGUUCUUAAACCCGUGGAACAAACCAAUAAUCGAGAAGCAACUUCACCGCCGCUUUCACCGCUUCAAGAGGCCAGUGAAGAUGGACAUGCGACCGAAACAACAGAAUCAGUUAUCGAGGAAUCUAUUGAGCUAGCAAACACCCAAGAGGAAACUCUAGCUCCGAGUUCAACAACCCAAGAAAACAGCGAGGACGCUGAAAGAACCGAUUCUACAGAAUCGAUAGUUCAGAGAUCUAUUGACGAAAAGGUUGAUUUAGUAGAAACAGACAUCUCAACCAACGAAGCUUCAGAAUCAAAGAAUUUCGAGGAAAGCAACGGCACGAUUGAAUCUCCUGAACCCAGAAUCCUGCAGAACAACGACUCACAGAAGGAAACCGUUCGCGAAAGAAGUGAAUCACCGAAACGACCUCGCGACAGCAUCGAUCGGGAAAGCGGCAGUUCCAGCAGUUCGGGUAGCAGUUCUUCGUACUCGUCGUCCUCGGAAGAUGAUGAUUCAGACGAAUCGGACGACGACGACGAGGAUGACGAUAUUUUUUCGGGGUCUAUUGCAAGCCCAGCGGCUCCGGAUCAGGGACUGUUAGAGCAAGCCUGGCAGGAGACAGUUAGUGCAGUGGAAUCUUUCGAAGAAGGUCGACGGAGGCGAUCAUCGGAGAGUGAAGAUGAGCUGUCGUCAACUAUGUCGCACAGUUCCGAGAGGAAUGUCUAUGAAACGGAUGAGGAGUUUAUGGGGGUAGACAAUCGGACAGAAGAGCUGAAGAAAGAUGAUGCUGAAGAAUCGGUAGAGGAUAAGUUGAUCGAUGAUGAGGCUGGAGGAAGAAAAGAAGUAGAGGGUAAUGUAGCUGAAAAGGUACAAAACGGUAAGGAAGACGUUGCGGAAUAUGUGGAUCUGACAACUGAAGAGUCUACCGUUAUAACUACUGAGGUAGAAGAAAAGAAACCAAUUGAUGACACUGUGAUUACAUCUAUAAAACCAAUUGAAGCUCAAGUAGAACCAAUGGAAGAAUCUUUUCAAGAAGAUGUUGCUCUGAAACGUAUAGAAGAAUCAACUGCAGAAGUAAUUGAAAACGAAGACGUCGACAUGGAAUUAACUGCUGGUGAAGAAGAUACAUCUGAACCAAUGGAAGUCGAUGAGGAACAACCGCAGCAACUGUUCAACCCAACUUCUCUAGUCGAUCGCUGUCAGCAAGCAUUCAACAAGUUCGCCCAGCUUUACGACUAUGCAAGAGUUCCAUCGCUGCGAUCUCUCUGCUAUAGGAUUUGUCUACAAAACGGCACGUUACCGCAGCCGCAAUCGCUGCUAAAAAUCUGCGAACAGUAUAUCUGCGACAAUCGACAGUUGUUCAUCAUCGAGGAGGUUGCGGAGGGUCCUCCGAAGUUGCAGGAUUUGUGCCAGCGAGUCGUCAACGAGACAAACAUCAUCAUCGAUGUAAACGAAUUUUGUAUUGUUGGGGAAAGCGGAGAGCUGGGAACGGUGAACAUUCGACAGGAAGAGGAGGAAUCGGGUCGGGUGUUCAUUGUUGAAGAGAGUCACGGUACGAUCGAGGAUUUGCUGAGGGAAGGAGAGUCGAAUCGAAUUGGGAUGGCAUCAGAGGAUGGGAGUGAGGAGCACGAUAUUUUUGUGGCAGGUGCUGGUUUGAGGGUUGUGUUGGAGAACCACGCUCUCUCGGACAGUGAUGAUGAAAUCUAUCGCAAGGUGGAGCAGGAGAUCGAGAAGAUGAUGACGACAAGUUCCGAUGAACACGAAGAAGGGGUGAAUGGUCGUGUGGAUAUCGUAGCAAUCGACGAAGAGGAACAGUUGAAAAAUGAGUUUUUCUCGUUUGUUGAGGAUGGUUGUAUCCAAUAUGAGGAGGUGAUUCCGGUAGACAAACAAGCUCAUCGCAGAGAAAGCUUGAUUAGAGAGCUGAGAGAGAAAUACGUUGGUGGGUGCUGUAGAGAAAUUCUGGCAAAGCGGAAGCUCGUUCGGAAGUACGUGUUCUAUCAACGAUUCUUCGUGACGAAGGAGCAGAAAAUCAAAUCGAAGCGACAGUUUUUCAGCCGGCGUCGAUCAGUUGUGCUGGAGAAGAUCGCAAGGUUACGCCGAGGAAUUGUGAAUGACGCAGACAGUGAUAGUGAUUGUAGUGUGAGCAGCUCAAGUAGUCGUAGCAGUAGUAGAAGUAGAAGUAGCAGUAGCAGCAGCAGUAGAAGCAGUAGCAGCAACAACAGUAGUAGUGACGCCAGCACCAGAAGUUCAUCUAGUACAAGAAGUUCGAGUAGCGAAGACGGUGCUACGGCAUCGGAAAUCGUUGAUCGUUCGGAAGAGGAAUCAUCGAUCCAGUCGGUGAAUUCCACCACUACCAAUAGCCUAAUUGAGACUAAUAACAAUCAGCUAGAUGUAAGUGUUAUACCUAAAUCGAUAAAAACAGAAUCUCAGAAGUUUGCCAAAGAGGAAGAAGAUAGCAAUAGCAACAGUAACAGUUCGGACAGCCGAUCGAGGGGGUAUCUUCGGCGAGCGACCAAUAUUCUACCGUUUGCCAAGAAGAAGAAACUCAGCUUCGAAGAAAGCCUUCUAGGCAUUGAAGAGCUGUACAAGAAAAACAACAACAGUCCAAAACCUACCGAAAAUUCUAGCCCGGCUGCGGCACCGAUUCGGGCACGUCGCUACUCGGCCAACAGCCGUCCAAACGUGAUAAUUAAUGUAAACAACAACCGCGAGGCUCCGCGGAAGCUCAUCAUUCCGUCGUACAAAAUAUUUGAUCAACAACAGGCUCUGGCGGCUGGCUGCGUGCCACCUGUCCCAAGGCCGCUCCGUCGCACCCUAAGCCGUAGUGGCAGCAGUAGUAGCAACAGCAGCAACGCCAGCAUACGUUCAAGGGAUCGCUCAAACAACAACAGCCGAAGCUCCAGCUUGAUAAACAACAGCUAUCCAAGCAAAUCGACAGCAAGCGGUGGUACGCCUUCUUCGAUCCGAUCCAGUAAUCUGCGAACGCGUGCCACCAGCACGGCCAAUCGGGAAACUUCAUCGACUCCGCUCCUCGCCGAUCAGCGGAUUCCGUUCGUCCGGCUGGAACGAAUGGAUUACGUCGAAAAGCUCGCCGAGAACUACCGAAAACAGCAACAACAGCAGGCGUUUGCGAAACUGCGGCAGCGUCGAAAAUCGACCUUUUCUUAAGGUUUUAGGUUAGAUUGCGUGGUGAUCGGAUAAGCGAUAAGCACUGCACUGCUCCGUUUGUGUGAGAGAGUCCAAUCAAAAAUCAACCCGAUCGACACUGAAAACAAUAUGGAUAGAACCGUUUUUUUGUCGAUUUUUUUUUAACCCGAACAAACACGUGAGCCGACUACGCCAUGUUUGUGAUUCGAACAAGAUAACCCCUUGAAGGCGGGCAAGCUUAACCGGAGCGGAAAAUGGUGCAUUUUUCCGCUCGCUGGCCAUCAUUACUGGGCUCAGGCAGCGUCCUUCCGUGAGGUCGCUCAAAGUUUCCAACCAGUCAGUCUCUAACGUGAUUACAGAAGCGUGCCACGGAACUAUCAUCAUCAUCACGAAGCCGUCGUGUAGCUACACGCCGAGCUUGGCCACCGUUGUUGUUGUUGUUGCUGAUGAUGUUCUUGUUAAUUUCAUUUGUUUGGUUUAGUUAUUUUUUUGUCGAUGAAUGCAACCGCUUGCUGCGAUCCAUAUCGCACUUGUUCUAGCAUAGGCCGGUUAAUGUUCAAAUUCAUGAUAAUCGCCGCCACUAACAUCAAU